Molecule: messenger RNA, 753 nt
Organism: Lactuca sativa (garden lettuce)
Lineage: Eukaryota; Viridiplantae; Streptophyta; Magnoliopsida; Asterales; Asteraceae
Product: protein FAR1-RELATED SEQUENCE 5
Source: RefSeq, a predicted model, not a curated record
AUGGCUCAUAAGUGGAGGGCAAGUCUGAGAGGUGGGUAUGAGUUUGUAAAGCCCAAAGUAGUUGACUAUAAAAAUUUAAGGAGAGAUAUCAACAGGGUUAUUGGUUAUAAAGAUGCCCAAAUGAUAGUAAACACAAUGAAUGACCGUCGAGCUCACUAUCCAAAUUACUCAUUUGAGUUUAAUUGUCAAGAUGAUGUUUUGGACUGUAUGUUUUGGGCUGAUGAAAUGGAGAAGGCAUAUUAUGCUGAAUUUGGUGAUGUUAUCUCGUUUGAUGCGACUUUCCGAACAAACAAGUAUCGAAUGGUUUUUGUUCCAUUUACUUACACAAACUUUAGAAAAAGGUUUUCGAAGCUUGUUUGGGACAUUAAUAUGAAACCUGAUGUUUUUGAAGUGAAGUGGGGUUUGCUUAUGAAGGAAUUCAAUCUUGAAGACACAAGAUGGUUUAAAGACAUGUUUACAAUACGUGAUUCAUGGAUACGUGGAUAUUUUAGUGAUAUUCCAAUGUGUGGUUUGAUGAAGACUACAUCGAGGUCAGAGAGUAUGAAUUCAUUCUUUAAUACAUAUUCAGAAAGUGGGAACUUACUUUUGAAUUUCAUGAUGAAUUACGACACUGCCAUUCAAAAGCAAAUGAAUACUCAACGAGAGCUUGAUAGGGCAUCAAAGAAAGCAUCAUAUAAAAUGCAAACACCUCGAGAAAUAGAACUGCAAGCAUCAAAGGUUGAAAUAAAAGCUGAAGAGAAAGAAAUAAAUUGA